Knipowitschia caucasica is the source of this 3357-nucleotide messenger RNA. NCBI's taxonomy places the organism in Eukaryota, Metazoa, Chordata, Actinopteri, Gobiiformes, Gobiidae. The record is from the annotation of a GenBank genome assembly.
AUGGAGCGCAAAGGGGGGACGGUUUUCCUCUUGGUUUGCUGCGCAGUCCUCGUGACAUCUCUGAAAAUUAAGAGCGAGUCCCAAAUCAGACAAUGUGGAAGAAAACUGAUGAAAGCGUGUAUGGAGAAUGGACACCAAACACUGGACAUGGAUGAGCUGGCUACAGCGUUGGGAAGUGAUGUCCUCACAGAGGAGCGGGACUCUGCCAGCUCCCCAACCUCCCUCCUGUCCAUGGUGGAAGCUGUCCUGGGAUCCAUCUCCUCCACUGACUCCUUAAGCUCUUUUGACAAAAAAAGGGGGUCAAAACUCGGCAACAUCAGUUUGGCAGGAAUGAUCCAGAAGAUGAAAAAUGUUUCGCCGACCGAUGCUUGUGCAGUGGGGGCAGUGGCCGCCCCAGUCGCCUGGGACACACUGGGAAAUAUGGAGAAAGAUGAUAUGGAUUCAGAAGAAUAUUUAACACUUCUGUCAGCUUCCAAAACGGCGCUGAAAACAUGUCAUCAAAAACUAAACCUCCCAAAAAUAAUCAAGAAGUCGCAUCUGACAAUGUUGAUGGUUACGCUGGACGAUGUGUAUCAAGAGAGUUCUGAGAAGAUGAAGGGUAAGGUGGCGGCCUGGUACAAGAAGAAAAGUAAAGAAACAUACUUCAACUGCAGCAGUGACCCAUCCACAGACUCAGUCAGGUGUAAUAACUCUGUUGCAUGGCUGACAUGUCCGGUCCUCCUGGAGCUCGGGCCGUAUCUGUCUGAACUAUCAAUAGAUGACAUUGACCACGCUCCAAAUGAAGAGUUGUGUGAUUGCUUCAAGUCUCCCCAAUUCAAGCAGGCCAUCAUGAAAAUGGUCAAGAUGAGGCCCAGCCGGUCUGUGCGACUUUACAACAAAAUAAAAGGCUGCUUUAGUGACGAGAAGGAAUUGUCCUUAAAUUUGCAAAGUUUAGGCCCCAUGGCAUGUCAUUUCAAGCCCUCUCUCCAGCUGACAUCCACCAACAGCAUUGUUGUCCUAUCGGCACUGUCUCGUUGUGAUAACCCUGGGGUGACAAAGAUGAAGAGGAGUCUGGUGCAGAGUGCCACUGCAAACAUGCGGGGUAAUGAGCUUGAGGUCUUUCGUCAGCUGGGCCGAGAAGCUCCAGUCAAAAUACUUUCCGUCUUAAAGAGUGACGACGUAAGGAGCCUGAUAAAGAACUACAGUAUCGAGCUGUCAGAGAAGCAAAAGCGUUUUAUGGUUAAGAUGGUGCUGGGGGACAAAAAGUGCGGAGUGCCUUCGAGACAGGAUCUGAAAGACCUCUCAAGAUUUGCAAGCCUGCUGCCGAAUUGUAUCAUCAAAAAAAUGAAUUCGUCGAUAGUAGAUUUGGAGGUUAUCAGAAACAUGUCUGGGAAAUUAAAGAAGUCUCAGAAGAUAGCUUUACUAAAAACUAUGAGUGAGAUGCCCGUCGAGAAGAUGAUAGACUAUCCUAAACUGGUUACGAUACUCCCCCUGCAUAAACUGAGAAACCUUAAGGACAUCUCUUGGGGAAAAGCCACAGAGAUAGAAUGGCGCAUUUCACAGGCUAUGUGGAUCACACAGAAUAUGAUACCAAAGUAUCCGCAAUGGUACAAAAUCAUUAAAAACCUCCUUCCGGGCGUCGUCUGUCCCAUGAUUGAAAACGUCUCAAAAUCAGAUGUUCCAGAAAUGGCUCAAAUUUUGGCUGAUGCUCCACAGCAGCUUUCUAAUGCGCAGAUCAGAUGCACUGCACAGACACUCUUCAAAAGUCUGGAAUCAGAAAGACCAGACUUCUUCCAAACCAUAACAGAGGAGGAGAUGAGGAAUAUCCCUUCUCUCCAUCUUAUUCAUCUGUCUGCUGAAAAGGUGAAGGACUUGCCUAAUUCUGUGUGCCUCGUCUUCCUUGAUAAGAUGGAAGAAGCAAACCUCAGUGCCCUGCCCCAGCUUUCACCUUCUCGCUCAGCUCUCACAGAGAGGGCUCUCAAGUGUCUGGGGGCAGAUCCAUCCAAGUUCACCAGUGAGAAUAUGUACCAACUUGGGCCGCUGCUGUGUGAAGUGGCGCCCGCAACACUGCGUCUCCUCAGUGCGGACGUGCUCAGGACCUCUCUUCAGUACAUGGCAACAUGUGACUACAUCCCCCCCAUGCACCAUGAAGGUCUAGUCCAAUUACUAAAUGAGACCAUUGGGGAUUCAUCAAACUGGUCGGCUGCCGAUGUUGAAGAUUUCGGCCACCUCCUUUUACUAAUUGAGGCCAAAUUUAGUUUUUCUAAUAAGCCUGGGAUGAAAAAUGCCGUCUCUUAUCUCAUUAAGACACACAAAAAUGUUCCUGAAUUUCUAAAGGAAAUGUUAUUCAACUGGAGUGUUACUAACUCAUUUUCUGGAGCUCGAAGAAAGAGAGAAGCCAACAGUAAUGGAAAUGGCAACAACAAGCCGGCCGACAGCACAAACACCACUACAGUUCCCACUGUGGAUCUGAUCACAGAACUGGGAGCAGGGAAUGUGUUCUGGACCCCGCCUCAGCUGGAAAACAUGACCAUGGACACUUUUACAGAGACGGUGACAAUCCUGGGAGCUGUGACCGGCUACAGCCCACAGCAGCUGGAGGUGCUCAGCAAAAAGGCCACAGAGGCCUGGAAUUCCACUGCCAGUAUGACUGAGACUGAGGUGUCUGCGCUGGGAUGUAUCGCUCAAGGAUUCACCGAUCAGGAGCUGAUGAAGAUGGCCUUCUCCCUCAGCUCUCUGGAAGACAUCGCAACAUGUGGCUGGAACUCUUCACAGAUCACAGCUGUUUGGGAAGGAGCCGCGCAGCACAACAAUCUCUCUGCUGAGACCCUGGCCGCCUCAGACCUGGUGGCUCUGGACCGGUUCCUCUGUGGACUGAGCAGCGCCGACAUCCAAAAGCUCAACACCGGCGCCUUCACGGAGGCUGUGGCUGCGAUGCAGGGACUCCGGUGCUCUGUGGAAGUGACGCAGCAGUUCAAGAGCCUCACGUUGGAGGCGUUUGGAGCCCCUGCCACCUGGACGGCAGCUGAAGUCUCUGACCUGGGCAAUUUCAUCAUUGGCCUGAAUCAAACAGAAUUUGUCUCUUUGAACGUCUCGGUCUUCCAACACAUUAGCAAGGACAUCAUCCCACUCAUCCCUCCAAAGAACUUUGCAGUUCUCUCCGUGGAGCAGGUCCUGGCACUUGGCCCUAAAAACGCUGCCAUGAUAACCGACGCGCAAAAGUCCAGCAUGCCGAAGGUGCUUCAGGACGCUCUCACCGCGGCCUUGAAGGACAACGCUCGCGAAGAGACCCUUCAAAUCAAUAACUCCAAAGCGCCCUCUCUGGUGGCUAGUGUCACUGCACCACUGCUGGUUCUUCUGGUGCUCGUGCUUCAGUGA